Heterostelium album PN500 is the source of this 1323-nucleotide messenger RNA. It is a transcript of the gene srfD, whose product is annotated as putative MADS-box transcription factor. Gene Ontology annotation, molecular function: DNA-binding transcription factor activity, RNA polymerase II-specific; protein dimerization activity; RNA polymerase II cis-regulatory region sequence-specific DNA binding. The record is from RefSeq and is a predicted model, not a curated record. Lineage: Eukaryota; Evosea; Eumycetozoa; Acytosteliales; Acytosteliaceae. Gene Ontology annotation, biological process: positive regulation of transcription by RNA polymerase II. Bases 1 to 1323 code for a protein of 440 amino acids. The transcript has 2 exons.
AUGGGAAGAAAGAAGAUCAAGAUUCAAAAGAUUACCGACGAGAGAAACAGACAGGUCACCUUUACAAAGAGAAAGAAUGGACUCAUCAAGAAGGCAAUGGAAUUGGCUGUCCUCUGUGACUCCUCAGUGACCUUGGUCAUUGUAAAUAAUUCUCCAAACGCCAAAGAAAAGUAUUUCCAAUAUGUUAGUUCAGAUUUGGAUCAACCAUUGACCACUAUUCCAGACCUUGGUCCUGAGAUUUCACAAUUCUAUAUGAAUGAAGAUUAUGAUAAAAUCUUUAAUAAAAAAGAUAAAUCUGAUUCUCAUGAUGAUAUGUUUUUGAUGGACGGUCAUUCCAAUCAGGAACAUUCUUCACCGUCAAUGUCACCCACAAAUUCACCAAAAAUAAAUCCACAACCAAUUAGAUCGAAUUCGGUCGGUCAAUAUAAGGCAGCUGCUGCCUCACAUCAUCAUCAUCAUCCAUAUCCAUUGUCACAAAAGAACUAUCAUCAACAACAAACAAACACAGCACCAUUAUUAACACCAAACAGCAACAACAAAUCACAACCACCACAACAAUCAAUAUAUAAAACAUCGCCACAAAUCAUAAGUCAACAACCAUCGCUCGGUAACAACAUUCAACUGUCCAACCAAACCGCCAUUGAACAUUUAGACUCUGAGAAUGACCAUAUCUCACCAAUGGGAUCGCCAAAACCUCAGAAAUACCAACAGGUUCCACAGACUUUUGACUCGGCACAAGCACUCCUCUCACUGACCAAUCCAAGCACCUCCAACUUUGAACUGUCACCAACUUCCUCCAAUUCUACAUCGCCUGCGUCAUCCCCAAGAAUACCAGCCACUUUAGAGUCACCACCAAACAACAACAACAACAACAACAAUAGCAACCACAAUGAACAAUCUAUUUCAACAUCGUCAUCGCCAAUUUCUAAUUUACAACUCUCAUCAGCUGCAUCCAUUCAAACCGCACCAUCCAAUAUUAAGAGAAAAUGUAUAAAUGAAUCAAUUUCCAAUAUACUUAAUCAUAGCGGUGAUAGUAUUUCAUAUAAUAAUCAUAUUAAUAAUAAUAGUAGCAACAACAACAACAACAACAAUAGUAAUAUAAAUAAUAAUAAUAACACUCAAACAUCAGCAUCACCAUCACACAACAACAAUCCAAAUAAUUUUAGACCAAACUCACCAAAAGCUUCACUCACUCUGCCACCUUUGCAGACAGAUUUUUCCCUUGAAAGACCUUCAUUUCCUUCGUUUUUUUUAAAUAGGGAAUUCAAUAGUAAUAUAGAUCCAAAGAAAAGAGCUCAUCCAUACCAUGAGGUCAAUGUAUAA